AUGGUUUUAGUUAGUAAGGGAGAUUUUAUAUGGAUCGAGCCGUUGGCUGGCGAAGGGAUCCCGGUGGGUGCUCGAGUGCUUGACCAGGAUCAUGGUCGCCUAAAAGUCGUUGACGAUUUGGGGCAGGAACAAUGGCUUUCUGCCGAUCGACGAGUACGUAUCAUGCAUCCAUCAUCGGUCCAAGGUGUUGAGGAUAUGACAAAACUUGGCGAUUAUCAUGAAAGUGCUAUACUACGGAAUAUUCUCGUACGAUAUCGCGAGAAACUCAUCUAUACGUAUACGGGUUCAAUACUAAUAGCUGUGAAUCCAUACAUGGAUAUACCAAUCUACGCCGCUGAACAGAUCCGUAUGUAUAAACGAAGAAAAAUUGGUGAACUCCCACCUCAUAUCUUUGCAAUAGCGGACAACGCCUAUUCGAAUAUGAAAAAACAUCGUAAGAAUCAGAGCGUUGUUAUCAGUGGUGAAUCCGGUGCCGGUAAAACUGAAUCCACGAAAUUAGUGCUGCAGUUUCUUGCCACCAUCAGCGGUCAACACAGUUGGAUCGAACAACAAGUGUUGGAGGCGAAUCCAAUUCUCGAAGCAUUUGGAAAUGCUAAAACUGUACGAAAUGACAAUUCGUCACGGUUUGGAAAAUAUAUUGACGUACAUUUCAAUACCGUGGGAUCAAUCGAAGGAGCUCGAAUUGAAAAGUAUCUACUGGAAAAAUCUCGUAUAGUCUCACAAUCACAAGGUGAAAGGAACUACCAUAUUUUCUAUUGCCUCCUGGCCGGAUUAUCAGCGGAAGAGAAAAAACACCUCGAGCUAACUCGAGCUUCGGAUUUCUUCUACCUGACACAGGGAAAAUCCUUAGAAGCUGACGGUCGCGACGAUGCAGCUGAUUUGGCCGAGAUUCGUUCCGCGAUGAGGGUGUUGCUGUUCAAGGAACCCGAGAUCGGAGCGAUCUUUCAGCUUCUGGCGGCACUUCUUCACGUGGGAAACGUCAAAUAUCGAGGAACUGUUGUUGACACUAUAGAAGGAGUGGAAGUGAGUGAUGCAGCAAACGUGGCCAGGAUUGCCAGGCUACUACAGGUUUCUGAGCAAAACCUGCUCAGUACUUUGACGACGAGGACGAUAGUAACACGUGAGGAACGAGUUGUGAUGAGGUUGUCAUCACGUGCCGCUGUGGAUGCUCGUGACGCUCUGGCCAAAGGGAUUUAUGGACGUCUUUUUGAUUAUAUUGUCAUGAGAAUCAAUGACGCGAUCUAUAAACCGCGUAAUGAUCCAACUCAUCGACAUUCUAUCGGUGUCCUCGACAUUUUUGGAUUCGAAAAUUUCGAAACGAACAGUUUCGAGCAAUUAUGUAUCAACUAUGCUAACGAAACUCUUCAACAAUUCUUCGUCCAGCAUAUUUUCAAAAUUGAACAGGCCGAGUAUGAUCAAGAGCAAAUCAAUUGGCGCCACAUUAAAUUCGUGGACAAUCAGGAGACACUCGAGAUGAUUGCCGUCCGACCGAUGAAUUUGUUCUCGCUAAUCGAUGAGGAGAGCAUCUUCCCGAAGGGAACCGAUCAAUCAAUGCUGAACAAACUGCACACGACUCAUUCAAAAGGUAGCCUCUACCUGAGGCCAAAAUCUGAUCUACAGCGAUCGUUCGGAGUGAAACACUUCGCUGGACCUGUGUAUUAUCACACAAAAGGAUUUCUCGAGAAAAACCGUGACGCGUUCUCGGCUGACCUGCACGCGCUAGUACAAUCCUCAAAAAUGCACCUUUUGCUACGAAUUUUUGAUAAUGUGGAGUAUGAGAAUGGCACUACAAGAGGUAAAGGAGUCACCGUAAGCGGUCAAUUCCGGAAAUCAUUGGAUCAAUUGAUGCAGCAGUUGAAUCACACUGAACCGUUCUUCAUACGUUGUAUUAAGCCGAAUGAAUUCAAAAGAGCAUUGAUGAUGGACCGUGACUUAGUGCUACGACAACUACAGUAUUCCGGUAUGAUGGAGACGAUCAAAAUCCGAAGGAACGGCUACCCCAUACGUCACGAUUUUGAACCGUUUGUACGACGUUAUCGUGUCCUGGUGAACGGAAUUGGUGCAGCUCAUCGCAUAGACGCUCGCCUAGCGGCUGAACAAAUCUGCAAACAGGUGCUGGGUGCUAACUCGGAGUUCCAACUGGGCAAGACGAAAGUUUUCCUAAAAGAGAAACAUGAUCUUUAUCUUGAACAGGAGUACCAUCGUAUGUUAGCAUUCCGUGCCACCGUUAUUCAAAAGAACGUCAAAGGUUGGUUAGCUCGACGAUCCUUCAGAAAGCGGAAGGAGGCAGCAACUGUGAUUCAGAAGCACUGGAGACGUUAUGAUCAACAGAAACGCUACAAUCAGAUCAUUGCCGGAUUCUGUAGACUGCAAGCCGUGCUUCGCUCACGACAACUCGUCCAACACUAUACGACACUUCGAAAUAACAUCAUACAGUUCCAGGCAGCGUGUCGAGGAGCGAUAGUUCGAGCUAAGAUCAGAGAACUGAAACAAAAAGGAGAAAGUAGGAUUAUUACGAAGGAGGAAACGAGAGAAGAGGAAGUCGAGGAAAUCAAAGAGGAAGAGUUGGUUGGCCAGCUCUUCGAUUUUCUUCCAUCAGAUUCCCGCCCUGAAACCUCUGCAGAUAAUGAGUCAACAACUAGCGAUCCUCUACCUAUAGAUAUCCAGACUAAUAACGUUAUCGAUGUGGGUGAUCUGGAGAAAUAUCAAUUUGGCAAAUUUGCUGCCACCUACUUCCAAUCACAAAUCACUGCCACACAUUCGAGGAAACCACUGAAGUCACCGCUGCUUUCACAUGAAGAUCCUGGAACACAAUUAGCUGCAAUGGCUGUCUGGAUAACGAUACUUCGAUUUAUGGGUGACAUGCCAGAUAUGAAGCACACUUCCAGUAAUGGAGAGAUUCAGGAUAAAACUCCGGUGAUGAGUCGAUUAUUCGAAACGUUGGGUCGUAAAUACAGUCGUAAGGACGUGGAAGAAGCUGCACAAGCUGAUCAAUUUGACGCGGUUGGGAGGACAUUGAAAAAGAGCAUGGGCAAGAAGUUGAUCUCGAUGACACUUAAGAGGAAAUCAAAAUUGUCCUCGAUAAGCUCAUCGUCUUCGGAACAUUCGUCCGAAUCCUCCUCGUCCUCAUCGAAUGCGUUGAUGGAAAACCGGCCAAUGAGUUCAUUGGAUAAACUUCAUUAUAUUAUCGGGAUGGGAAUUCUUCGGGAAGAAUUGAGAGAUGAAAUUUACUGCCAACUAUGCAAGCAGCUCACCUCAAAUCCGUCACGAUUAUCCGCUGCUCGUGGAUGGAUACUGUUAUCGUUGUGUGUUGGAUGUUUCGCGCCUAGCUCACGAUUCAUCAAAUAUCUCUACUGUUUCAUCCGAGAAAGAGGUCCUACAGGAGCCGGGUACUCAUCCUACAUGGAAGAACGGCUAAGACGAACCGAGCAAAAUGGAUGCAGGCAUCAACCUCCUAGUUACAUCGAAUUGCAGGCAAAUAAAUCCAAGAAACCUAUCGUGCUAGCGAUCACAUUCAUGGAUGGAUCCGUAAAAACACUUUGCGCUGACAGCGCGACUACCGCCGGUGAACUCUGCACACAACUUGCGCAAAAAGUCGGACUUAAGGAGAAAUUCGGCUUCAGCUUGUACAUAGCUCUUUUUGACAAGGUGUCAUCGUUAGGAUCUGGAUCCGACCAUGUGAUGGACGCAAUCUCGCAAUGCGAACAGUACGCAAAGGAACAAGGACGACAGGAGCGUAAUGCGCCGUGGCGAUUGUUCUUCCGAAAAGAAAUCUUCACGCCUUGGCACGAUGCCAAAGAUGAUCCGGUGAGCACGAAUCUUAUCUACCAGCAAAUAGUUCGAGGAAUUAAAUACGGGGAGUAUCGUUGCGAUAAGGAAGAUGACCUCGCAUCACUCGCAGCUCAGCAAUAUUUCGUCGAAGAAGGUCCAUUGGACGUUAAUCGCCUCGAGAGCCAACUACACAACUACUUACCGGAUUUCGAGCUUAACGGCAAGGAAAUGGCUAGAGAACGUUGGAUUCAAUCCGUUAUGUACCAUUAUAGAAAGAAAUUCGGCACCAAUCCUCCAUCACCGCAUCAUGUUAAGGAAGAUGUGGUAUCGUUUGCCAAAUUUAAAUGGCCCCUGCUGUUUUCGAGGUUCUAUGAGGCCACGAAAUUCUCCGGUCCUCCUCUUCCACGUAAUGACGUCAUCGUGGCGGUGAAUUGGACCGGCAUUUAUGUGGUAGAUGACCAAGAACAUGUGCUGCUCGAAUUCAGCUUUCCAGAAAUUACCAGAGUCUCACAUAAUCGAGGACCACGAGCUGGAUUCGAUACGUGCACGAUCAAAACGGUCACCGCUGACGAGUACUCCUUCCAAUCUCCGAACGCAGAAGACGUUAAGGAUUUGCUGACGACGUUCAUCGAAGGUUUGAAGCAGCGGAGCAGAUAUGUGGUUGCCACGAAACCGCAAACGGGCAACGACUCCAUGAAUCUGCUCGACUUCGAGUGUGGAGAUCUUCUGGUGCUCACGAAUAAAACGACAGGCAAGGAUCUGUUGAAUGAAAAACUUGUGAAGGGAGAAUGCGCCCGAACGUGCUUGCAAGGCUUAAUCCAGACGGAAAACGUUUAUGUUCUACCCACCCUUGUUAAGCCAAAUGUCAAUACAUUGCAACUCUUUUCCAAAGGUGAACAAACGGCGCUGGAUAUUCUCAACAAUAAUCAAGUUGUUGUCAUACAAACAGAUGGUCGACCACAUACUUUGGAACAUUUUGCAGCUGCAAAUUUCAGACCUCCAACUCGUCCAUCCUCAACUCAACGAUCGUUGAUGACCUUACGACGACGAGACGUCGCUCCUAUACCACGAUGGCGAUUCAGUCGUGAUCCGCAGGAUGUGCCGCUUUUGAAAAAAUUGGAGGAACGGGAAGAACAAUGUCGUGAUGCGAGCUCAAUGUUCGUCUUCGUAAUGAAAUAUAUGGGAGAUCAACCGUCAAGACGAAGUAGACUCGGGACGGACCUUACGGAUAACAUAUUUAAACCCGCUAUAGCUCAUGAAAUUCUUCGAGACGAACUGUACUGUCAACUUUUGCGACAGGUCACCUUUAAUCCAUCAAUGCUAUCCGAGGAAAGGGGUUGGGAGCUGAUUUGGUUGGCAACGGGUCUUUUUGCACCAAGCACUAGCUUAAUGAAGGAGGUAGUCCAAUUCUUCAAAUCGAGGCCACAUCCAAUAGCACACGAUUGCCUAGCGAGGAUAAUGAAGAUGAAUAAAGGAUGUUCUCGAAAAUUCCCACCGCAUCUGGUUGAAGUUGAAGCGAUUCAACAAAAAACUACACAGAUAUUCCACAAAGUCUAUUUUCCUGAUCAAUCUGAUGAAGCUAUAGAGGUGGAAUCAUCCACAAGAGCUCGGGAUUUCUGUCAUCGGAUAGGUCAUCGAUUGGGAUUGAAGAAACGUGACGGAUUCUCGCUCUUUGUUAAAAUUAAAGAUAAAGUGCUGGCAGUGCCCGAAAAUGAAUUCUUCUUCGACUUUGUUCGUCAACUUUCUGAUUGGGUACAGAACAAUCAUGCUCUUAAGGAAAUUCCACUCAUUCCUGUGAACUAUCAAGUAUUUUUCAUGAGAAAAUUAUGGAUGAACGUAAAACCAGGAGAGGAUAAAAGCGCUGAUCUAAUAUUCCACUAUCAUCAGGAAUGUCCAAAAUAUCUUCUUGGAUACCAUAAGAUAGGUAAGCAGGAGGCGAUCGACAAUGCUGCACUUAUACUCAGAGCGAUAACGAAGGACUCAAAGAACGCUCCUCUAGCACAAAUACCUCAACUUCUUAGCGAAUUGGUUCCGAAAGAUAUGAUGAAGAUCACAUCGACUAAUGAGUGGAAAAAGAUGAUUUCGUCAGCAUACGUGAAAGUUGAGCAUCUUACAUCCGAUCAGGCAAAGAUCGAAUUCCUAACAAUCAUGGCUAAGAAGGAGACAUUCGGUUCCGCGUUCUUCCCGGUUUCCCAGUACUCGGAUCUAAGCUUGCCGGACAAAUUAUUAAUUGCAAUUAAUCAGAAAGGUGUCCAUCUUUACGAUGCGGAAUCGAAAAAAUUAAUUACAGAGUACCCAUUCAACGUCAUAUGUAAUUGGACGAGUGGAAAUACCUAUUUUAACAUGACGGUUGGGAAUGGAUUGAGAGGAAGCGAAGGAAAGAAACUUCUCCUUGACACGACUAUGGGUUAUAAAAUGGACGACUUGAUCACUUCGUACAUAUCAGUUCUUAUCUCCGGUCAAACAAUUCGGCCUAACACAUGGAAGCAUGAAUCAGUGAUUUGA
Molecule: messenger RNA, 6276 nt
Organism: Necator americanus (New World hookworm)
Lineage: Eukaryota; Metazoa; Nematoda; Chromadorea; Rhabditida; Ancylostomatidae
Exons: 52
Coding region: 1-6276 (2091 amino acids)
Cellular component (GO): myosin complex; cytoskeleton
Molecular function (GO): ATP binding; protein binding; cytoskeletal motor activity
Source: RefSeq, a predicted model, not a curated record